AUGCAUGAUUGAUGUGUGUAAAUUAAUUUCAAAAUCUAUUUUUUUGUUGAUUAUAAUCUACAGGCUCAGUGAAUUUUGUGCGAGUUCACUUAAAUCAUGACGUUAGAAGAUGAACAACAAUUAUCAACUUCGCAUUCAUCGACAUCAUCUAAUACAAUCAACAUAGAUAACGUAAACAAUACUGCAGAUCAUCCCGAAGAAUCUGAUCAUUCAAAUUCAGAGCAAUCAACGUCGACACCACAAGACCACAUUGAAUCGACAAUCGCUGAAGAAGUAAGAUCAAAUAAUCAAGCAGAAUUGCCAUCAGACCAACAAGACGAUUCAAAUAUUGACCAAUUGCAGCAUUAUAUCAAUCAAAUCCGUUUUGAUUCGACCACUGGAAGCCAUCAGAUUCCACCAGAAUUAUUGGCCGAAGAUCAAGAUCUUUUGGAAUCAGAAUUUGAAAAACUUGAUAAUGAUAUGGACGUCAUUGAAAUGUAUAAGAUAAUUUUUCAUCAUCCGACAUCACAACAACCAAAGCCAAUUAGAAUCAUGAAUGACAACAACGAUAAUAAUACGAAAAUUAGGUAUCGAUUAAUUGAUAGAUUACAAAACGAUACACGUUUAAAAACACUACUUACCAAUCCCCAAAUUCAAAUGUUCAUCAAGCAAAUACUCAAUGAUGAACAUGAAUUCUUACAUCAACAAUUGGCUAAAUCACAUCGGGCAAAUCAUAAUAGGUCAUCAUCGACUUUAUUCGAAGAUCAACGUCUCGAGCAACAAAUUUCUCCAUUAGAACAUCAUCUAAUCGAUAGCCAUGGAUCAGACGAACAAAAUUUCCUCCGAUUAUUAAUUGAAAUCAUUCAACAACAACCAUAUUAAUUUUCAUAAUACAACAUAUAAUAAUAAAAUAUAUAGUACAUUCCCUAUUAAUCAA
Molecule: messenger RNA, 916 nt
Organism: Dermatophagoides farinae (American house dust mite)
Lineage: Eukaryota; Metazoa; Arthropoda; Arachnida; Sarcoptiformes; Pyroglyphidae
Source: RefSeq, a predicted model, not a curated record